GCCAUGCACGACGCCUUCGAGCAUGUGCCGAUCCUGGAGAAGCUGCCGCUGCAGAUCGACUGCCUGGCGGCCUGGGAGGAAUGGCUCCUUGUUGGUACCAAACAAGGGCAUCUUCUGCUUUACAGGAUCAAGAAAGAUGUAGGUUGCAAUAGGUUUGAAGUGACAUUAGAGAAAUCCAACAAGAACUUCUCAAAGAAGAUUCAACAGAUCCAUGUUGUUUCUCAGUUUAAAAUUUUGGUCAGUCUAUUAGAAAAUAACAUUUACGUCCAUGACCUAUUGACGUUUCAACAAAUCACCACAGUUUCCAAGGCAAAAGGUGCAUCCCUCUUCACUUGUGAUCUCCAGCAGUCAGAUUCAGGGGAAGAGGUGCUGAGGAUGUGUGUGGCAGUGCGUAAGAAGCUACAGCUUUAUUUCUGGAAGGACAGAGAGUUCCAUGAACUACAGGGGGACUUCAGUGUACCUGAUGUGCCCAAGUCUAUGGCCUGGUGUGAAAACUCCAUCUGUGUAGGCUUCAAGAGGGACUAUUACCUGAUACGGGUGGAUGGAAAAGGAUCCAUCAAAGAACUGUUUCCCACAGGGAAGCAGCUGGAACCACUGGUAGCUCCUGUAGCAGAUGGAAAAGUUGCAGUUGGCCAAGAUGAUCUGACAGUUGUUCUUAAUGAAGAAGGGGUCUGUACUCAGAAAUGUGCCUUGAAUUGGACAGAUAUUCCUAUAGCCAUGGAACACCAGCCUCCCUACAUCAUUGCUGUUCUGCCAAGGUACGUGGAGAUCCGCACUUUCGAACCCCGGCUGCUGGUGCAGAGCAUCGAGCUGCAGAGGCCACGCUUCAUCACCUCUGGAGGCACAAACAUUAUAUAUGUGGCAAGUAAUCACUUUGUUUGGAGGCUCAUUCCGGUGUCCAUAGCCACACAGAUCCAGCAGCUUCUGCAGGACAAACAGUUUGAGUUGGCUUUGCAGUUGGCCGAAAUGAAAGACGAUUCAGAUAGCGAGAAGCGACAGCAAAUUCACCACAUAAAGAACCUCUUUGCCUUCAACCUUUUCUGCCAGAAGCGUUUUGAUGAAUCCAUGCAAGUUUUUGCCAAGCUUGGUACAGAUCCCACUCAUGUGAUGGGUCUGUAUCCUGACCUCCUGCCCACAGAUUACAGGAAACAGCUACAGUAUCCCAACCCCCUGCCAGGGCUUUCUGGGGCAGAGCUGGAGAAGGCACAUUUAGCUCUGAUAGACUACCUAACUCAAAAAAGGAGUCAGCUAGUGAAGAAGCUGAAUGAUUCUGAUCAUCAGUCCAGUACCUCACCCCUCAUGGAAGGAACGCCCACCAUCAAAUCCAAAAAGAAGCUGCUACAAAUCAUUGAUACCACCCUAUUAAAGUGUUACCUGCAUACAAAUGUAGCAUUGGUGGCACCACUGCUACGUCUGGAGAACAAUCACUGCCAUAUUGAGGAGAGUGAGCAUGUACUAAAGAAGGCACACAAAUAUAGUGAGCUGAUAAUACUGUAUGAGAAAAAGGGUCUGCAUGAGAAAGCAUUACAGGUACUGGUGGAUCAGUCAAAGAAAGCCAACUCACCUUUGAAGGGUCAUGAGAGGACAGUGCAGUAUCUGCAGCAUUUGGGCACAGAGAACUUGCACUUGGUAUUUUCCUACUCUGUCUGGGUGCUAAGAGAUUUUCCUGAAGAUGGACUGAAGAUAUUUACAGAAGACCUCCCUGAAGUGGAAGCUUUGCCACGAGACAAAGUGCUCAGUUUCUUGAUAGAAAAUUUUAAAAGCUUGACUAUUCCUUAUCUGGAACACAUCAUUCAUGUCUGGGAAGAAACUGGUGCAGACUUUCACAACUGUCUGAUCCAGCUGUACUGUGAGAAAGUGCAGGGCUUAAUGAAAGAAUAUCUCAGUUCUUUCCCUGCAGAUAGAGCUCCAGUGCCUGCUGGGGAGGAAGGAGGAGACUUGGGGGAUUACCGGAAAAAGCUGCUUCUUUUUCUGGAGAAGUCUAGCUGGUAUGAACCUAGUCGACUUAUUAGUGACUUCCCCUUUGAUGGUCUCCUAGAAGAACGUGCUCUGCUCUUAGGUCGAAUGGGGAAGCAUGAGCAAGCUCUGUUUAUUUAUGUUCAUAUUUUGAAGGACACCAGCAUGGCUGAAAACUACUGCCAUAAACAUUAUGACAGAAACAAAGAUGGCAGCAAAGAUGUGUAUCUGUCUCUGCUCCGCAUGUAUCUCUCCCCACCCAGUGUUCAUUGUCUGGGACCCAUCAAGAUGGAAGUGCUGGAGCCUCAAGCCAAUCUGCAGGCUGCUCUGCAGGUUUUGGAGCUGCACCACAGCAAACUGGAUACUACUAAGGCAAUAAACCUACUCCCAGCAAAUACACAGAUUAGUGAGAUUCGCAUCUUCUUAGAGAAAGUACUUGAAGAAAAUGCUCAAAAGAAAAGAUUUAAUCAAGUGCUCAAGAAUCUUCUCCAUGCAGAGUUUCUGAGGGUCCAGGAGGAGCGGAUCUUGCAUCAGCAAGUCAAGUGCAUUAUUACAGAGGAGAAGGUGUGCACUGUUUGCAAAAAGAAGAUAGGUAACAGUGCAUUUGCUCGAUACCCUAAUGCAAUAGUCGUGCAUUAUUUCUGCUCCAAAGAAGUCAGCACACUGGACACCUGACCUUGUCAUGGCAAAUAAUCCUGACAUUCAUAUGAAAUUCAGUACUGAUGACUGAAGAAGUUGGUGUGUCUCAGAUUUUUAAGACUUGUUGCUAGGUUCUCAUACGCUGGGUAGAAGUAAUUUGUAUCUGUGGACUGACUGUACCUACCCAGCAAUAUUGAUUUACUAGAAAAUGACUUUAACUGUGUUGUUACAGUGCUAGCAACUACAAUGAACAUCUCAGUCCUCAGAUGAAGAACAGAAACUGAUUUUUGUAGUGAGUUUUAUAAUACACUCCAGCCUUGCAAAUGAACCAUUAGACAACUCUUGGAUGUUCACCACAAAUCAAGUUUUACAAUAAAACGUACUUUCUUAGGGUGGCAAUGUUGUGAUUUGGCCUUGCAUGUAAGUAUUUAUACAAAAAAAAGAAAAUUCCCUGAAAGUCUUUGCAGCCAUAUCAGUGUUGCAUGGAGAUCACCGGGUGUUUGCCAUAGAGAAGGCUUCUCUGUCUGUUUCUAGAUAUAGGAAGUGUAACUUCUAUCUCAGUGACAGAAAUUACUUUAGUGUUGGCCAAAGGACUCUCUAAUGAUAUUCAGUGUUUUUACCUGAACUUCUGGUAAGUUGUUUCACAGGAGAUAGUCAGAUAAAUGGUAGAUACCACUAAGAAGCUUUUUUUUUCCCGCUUUUUGUUUGCUUGAGAGCUAUAAAUUGAAUUAACUUGUGUGUUGUUUGCACUGACUAUACUCACUCAUAGCGUGAGUGGAAGAUUUGAAGAAGUUAACAUCUGCAUUCAAAGAAAAAAGCAGAGAACACCCUGUAAAGCAAUUUCUGGAAGAAGUGAACUCUAGUUACUGCUUGAGCUUCUGGACUAUGCUUGAGACUUUUGUAUAUAAAUUCUUUAGUCUCUGGUUCACUUUCUGACAUUGAAGUAAAAUCCAGACUGUUUCAACAUCUGUAUUUUAAAUCUUGUAGAACUGUAUUCUGCUCAGGCUGGUACUGUUCUUAAAUUACUCUUAGGCUAGAAGUCUUAAGAGCUAAAUUGUACCAUACUCACUCUAGAAUGUAGUAUUUUUGUCUAACUUAUUUUUUUCAGAAACAUUAAUCAGUAGCAGACUGGUAUGUGGGACAAAAUAUUUCUUGCAGAAAGAACCCGUGGAGUGGUAAUGAAAAGGCAGCAGUAGCAAAAAACCCAACAGAGUGGCUCCCAGCAUCCUGGUCUAGCAAUACUUAUUUAUGCAGUAUAGAUCAUGACAUAUAACUACCAGAUAUCACAUCUUAAAGAACAAGCUGAUAAAUCUUAUCCACCUAAAGUGUAGUUGAACCUCACUUAACUUCAUAGGUUUACUUACAUCAUGUGUUUUUUAGGAACAGAUCUGCUGGAGGCUGACAAGAAUCUUAAUUCACUUUCAUUUGCCAGUGUUAAUAGUUUCCCCUGAUAACUGUGGUUUCCUUGUUCAUAUGCGUUUGUAUUUAUUGUUCAUGCGUUCUUCUGGAUUUCUUAGUCCAGUGUUUUGCUUGGAUGUCUUGGGCAGUAUUGCUACUGAAGUCUUUCUGCAGAGGCUGGAUAGAGGCAAUCUGUGGUGUUAAUGUUUUUAAACUUGUAUUUCUUCUGUUUGAAGAAGAGAGCCUAAAAAUACUUACACUAGAUUUGCACAUUCUGUAUAGAUCUUUAUAUACUAGUUCAGGUACAGAGGGAAGAUGGUUUGGGAGAGUUGUGUUUACAGAUCAUAGAGAAUGGAGAGGGUAUUUAAAAAGACCCUACAUUCUUUGUAUACAGAUAUAACAACGCUAUAUUGAUUUUUACUUAUCUUAUGUUCAGUACUGGUAAUAUGAUUUUUAUUUACCUUCAUUAUCUGUUAACCAGGAUCUUCAUUGUGCUCUUACUUACAAGACUAUAGUUGUGCCUCUGUUCAUCUCUACUGGAUACCUUUUACAGAGAUGUGGUUUGUGCUGUACUUUUUUUUUUUUUUUUGGUUCGUAUAAUGUGCUUUGGGUUUACUAACCAUACAGCAGGUUUGUCUAAAGCAAUAGGUUGUAAUAAAUAUUGUGAACCAGUGUGUGUUUCAGUCACUGUGCAAUUAAGCUUCUCUGGGCUGAUGUAUAUUUUAUUUUUUAGUUGUAUAUUAGACCUAAUUUUCUCCUGGGCGUCAGACCCAAUGCAGUAUCUCAGUAUCCCUCUUGCUUUAGGAUGUGUAUAUCAAGUAUGGCCACGUCAUCAAUUCUCAGUGUAGGUUCUUAAAUCUACACGUUUAUACAUGCUUGUGAAUGUUCUCAAAAUCCUACUAAAACUACUUUUGUAUUAUCUCUUUGAAUAAUGUUUUUGCAAGUCUUACACCAUUAUAUCAUUAAAUAUGUACUUACUGUAUAACACUAAAAUUACUGACAAAUUUUUUGAGUGGUGAUACACUAUUUUGUGUUGGGGAGGGAUGUUGAGUUCUGUCUGACCAAAUCAGGAAAUGUUUAGAUUCACAGGUUUGCACGUGCUUGGGCUGUAGGUCAUAGUCUGGUGUUAGAAGUCAAAUACAGAUCCUCCGUUUUUCUGUUCUGUAGUUAUGGAAGCACCAGCACAGAGGAAGUCUUUUGUCUCCAUGUUCACAGAAUCAUGGAAUGGGUCAGGCUGGGAGGACCCACAGUGAGUCAGUGCAGGCUCCCUGCUCAAGCAGGGGCAUCUCCAGCAGGUUGGCCCCCAGCCUGUGGUGGUGCCUGGGGUUAUUCCUGCCCAGGUGCAGGACCUUGUGUUUGCCUUGGCUGGAUUUCAGACAGUUCUUCCCUGCCCACCUCUCCAGCCUGUCGAGGUCCUUCUCAAGGGCUUCACAGCCCUCGGGUAUCAGCCACUCCUCCCAGCU
This is a messenger RNA of Cinclus cinclus, 5456 nucleotides long. RefSeq names its product VPS39 subunit of HOPS complex (gene VPS39). Gene Ontology annotation, biological process: vesicle-mediated transport; intracellular protein transport; autophagy. The record is from RefSeq and is a predicted model, not a curated record. Gene Ontology annotation, cellular component: cytoplasm; membrane. The transcript has 25 exons. Gene Ontology annotation, molecular function: protein binding. Lineage: Eukaryota; Metazoa; Chordata; Aves; Passeriformes; Cinclidae. The coding region runs from base 4 to 2631 and encodes 875 amino acids.